This is a messenger RNA of Drosophila rhopaloa, 3220 nucleotides long. RefSeq lists its product as uncharacterized. Lineage: Eukaryota; Metazoa; Arthropoda; Insecta; Diptera; Drosophilidae. Bases 248 to 3220 code for a protein of 990 amino acids. The record is from RefSeq and is a predicted model, not a curated record. The transcript is spliced from 3 exons.
CACCUCUACGGACGUGUUUUCAAUUGGUUUUCCGUUGGUGCCGCGAGUACUCGUACUUGUUGUUAAGUGCGCGUUUCGUACCGCGCCGCGCUAUUGUGUUGCUCACGUUUGUUUAGAUUUCUUUUUAUCCACGCCAGACAGCAUUAUCGAUGGUGGACGCACAGACGACGAGGACUCCCAACUCUCUUCCACUCCAAGCCCUCUCGGUCUCCCCCCUACCACUCUCCCCCGACCACUGUUCCAAAACAUGUCUGACACCAUCGCACCCGCAGAAGGAAUCCGUCCUCUAAUCGCAGCCAAUCCUUCAGCAGCGGGUAACGCAGUGGACCACGAUCCCCAGCGAACAGCCAAGGAAGUGGAGCAGGACACCUUCGAGGCCUACAUCACUGCGCCGCUGAAGAUCGUAGAGCCCUUCGAGAAGUUCGAGGAGGAAGAGGAGGAGAAGGAGGAAAAGGAGCAAAAGGAGGAAAAGGACGAAAAGGAGCAAAAGGAGGAGGGUUCCCGGGAGAAGGAGCAGGACAGCCCGGUGGGUAACAUAGAAAAGCCAGAGAUUCUGGCCGAGAACGAGGUCACCAGUGCCAAGGUCAAGAAGUCGGUCAGCUUCAAUCCCAACGACGAGGAGAUCCGCAAGUUCACCACAGGCGAGCCGAUCGUCGACCAGAAGAACCCGUUCCGCAAUGGUAGCGUGGCCACCGGCCGGGAGAAGAAGACGCCUCCUCCGGUGCCCACCAAGCGCUCGACCCUGAGUGUCCGCAAGACGGUGACCCAGCAGCUGAGGGAGCGGGAACGGGAGCGGGAACGGGAAAGGGAGCGGGAAAAGGAGAAGGAGAGGGAGCAGCAGAAGAACGAGUCGAACAGCCGGAGGAACAGGGCCAGCAGGCCAGCGAACCAGUCGCAGGCGGACGACUAUGUGACCACCGAGGAGGUGCUCAAGCAGUCCAAGUACGUGAAGACGUACAUCAAGAACCCGGACGCCGUCUUCGUCUACGACCCCACGGUGCUGGCCCGGCUCAAGUCGGAGGAGCUGCAGGAGGCGACGGGGAAGCUGCCCAAGCGGAAGCAGCCGCAGUCCAAGGAGCCACGCAACCAGGGCAAGCAGGCCCGCAAGCAGCCGGAGGUGCGAAAGCCACAGCCCACCUUCAAGAAGUGCUCCAAGCCCAACUACCCGGAGCUGGCCAACCUGAAGAUCCGCACCGGCACCCACUCCGAUCCCGAGAGCAGCGCCCUCCUCAAUCCCGCCGAGGUGACCAGGAACGCGCGCAAGUUCGACGAGCGGGUGCGCAAGCUGCAGAUCACCUCGGACGACGACCUGGACGACAUCGAUGGGCCGCUGACCAAGAGCGAGUCGAGCGACGAGCUGGCCACCAGCUCCUCCGUGCCCCCCAGUCCGCUCAAGGCGGUGCCCUCGCCGGGCACCUUCACCAACACCAUCAGCUCGGACGAGUUCCAGGCGUACCUGGACAGCAAGGGCCUGGCCCUCAUGCCCCGACCGGAGCAGGUCUCCCCGACGCCCUCGUCCCCCUCCCCGCAAGUGCGGCCUACACCCGCCUCCGCCGAGGAGCGGCGCCAGCAGGUGACCGAGUCGCUGGCGGCGCUCCGCAAGAGCAACACGAAGAAGCUGUCGGUGCUGCAGCGGCUCUCGAACAGCCUCUUCCCGGCCAGGCGGAAGACCAUGCCCAAGUCGGAGGCGCCCCUGCCGCGCCGCCUCUUCCACGAGCCGGAGAAGGGGGAGGAGCUGCGCCGCAAGGCGGACGUGCCCUCCGAGAUCCGACGCGUCCUGCUGGAGCGCCAGAGCCUCAACCGCCGCCCGAAGGUGGCCCAGGUGGCCCAGGAGCAGUCGCCACCCGCCACCGAGCAGAGCAACCGCGGGGCCACCUUGCAGAGAUCCACCCUGGAGCGCAAGUGGCCGGAGGCGCAGGCGGGCCGGAUCAGCCGCUCCACCUCGGUGGAUCGCAGCCAGUCGAUCCCGAGUCCCACCCCGAUCUCCGCCAGCCCCGUGGCCACCUCGACGCCUGUGCGCGGCCAGAACCAGUGGGACCAGCUGCGGGCCAUCAAGGAGGUCACGGACCGCCAGCUCUACCACAAGCUCCAGCAGCAGCAGCAGCUGCAGGGGCAGCGCCCCAGCGAGGACAUCUACUCCCAGGUGGUCCAGGUGGGCCAGCCCGAUCCGGCCAGCUUCGUGCGCGGCUCCCUCCAGCGCAACACCUUCUCCGGGGUGAGUGGUCGCCACCGGCAGGUGGUGGUGGUGAACGGCACGCCCAUGCGGCAGGUGCAGCCGCCGCGCUGCCAGAGCGUUCUGGACAACCUGGUGCCAGGUGGAGGUGGCUCUGGGCAGCAUCCUGGAGUGCAUCCCGGACUGCAGCGGGGCCAGACACCGACGCCCACGCCAACGCCCACGCCCGUGGUGAUGCGGCGAAGGGACGAGCACGGACAGACCCGCCGGAUCGGGGGACUCCUCACGCGCGAGGAGAUCCUGGAGAAGGUCAAGGAGUUCUGCCGCAAGAGCAUCACCAGAACCCCGCUGCCGGAGUCCAAGGCGCAGAUGCAGAUGCAAAUGCAGAUGCAGCCCAUCUACAAGCGGCACCUCACGCCCCCGAACGCGGAUGUCUCGCCAGUGUCCUACGCCUCCGUGGACGACCAGUGUGCCCGGCCGCAGGUGCCCCAGCGUGUCCAGAGCCUGCCCCUCUCGCAGGGGCGGUAUGUGGCAGGGGGCGUGCCUCUGGACGGGGCCUCGCCCAUCUACGCCCACGUCAGCAAGCGGAACAGCCUGCUGUCCAACGUCUCCGAGCAGUACCUGUCCAGCCAGCAGCUGGGCACCCUGCCCCGACCCGUUCCCCGGAACCAGCUGGUGCUGGUGGACACCGGCGAGGGCGUCCAGGUGGCCCAGCUGGUGGACUACCUGCCCUACGUGCGCCCGGCUCCGGUCCAGUCGCAUGUCCAGGGUCACCCGGUCCACCAGGGCUACCUCGUGCAGGACGGCCGGGCCACGCCCCUCAUCCUGGACCACUCGGCCCAGCAGGCCAGCCAGAUCUACUGGACGCCACAGCACCGCCAGCGGAUGUGCCACCCAGUGGCGGCACCACGCCUCAUCAAGGCGAUGCCCAGCUCCAGGAACAGCACCUUGAGCCGCCACCUGGAGGCCAGGAUCGGGAACGCCUCCGACUGGGAACUCAGCUCGGAGGCCGGCGAGGUGCGGCGGAUCAUGGAAAAACAACUAUAA